UCAUAUAGAAAAAUAUGAGUUUCUCAGGUCAGGUUGCAGCGGUGUCAAUGUUGGGUUUUAGAUUACGGAAAAUACAACUAUUCCAUUUCAAAUAGCACGUAAGGGCGGCGUCAUUUCCUCUAAGAAUUACCGGUAAGGUCUGUGGGAGUCUUUUUUGUUUCCCCGCCCCCUCCGGAAAAGUCAACCCCAUCGUCAUUAUUUUUAUUUUUUAAGGUGACGUGGAGUCGGGUCUUACUGCUUCAGUGUCUCAUGUGUCAAUAAAAGUACACUCUGUACCGGAAUAUGGACGCAUUUCAUGCAUAAAACGUUGAAACACUGCGUGAGAUCCACAUGAUGUUUAGCUGUAAGUCUUUACCGACACACUGAGCUUCAUACCGGGGCACGGAGAGGACUGUCGGGGGCCUGGGAGUCCGAAGAAUCCGGCGGCCAGACAGGUUUGGUGAGAUCUGCAGCAUCGGGACGGUAGUGACACAACUACGUCUGGGGUUAUGCAGAGUGGAACAGGACACCUGCCAGGUGGUCGCCAGAGGACGAUGGGCCUGCACUGCGUCUUGUUGCUGUGCUUGUUCUCGGGCUGUGCAAUGUGUUACAAGCAGGGGGACAACGUGACUCUCUAUGUCAACAAAGUGGGCCCUUAUCAUAACCCUCAGGAGACGUAUCACUACUACACGCUGCCUGUCUGCAGGCCAGAGAAGGUGCAUCACAAGUCCCUGAGUCUGGGAGAGGUGCUGGAUGGUGACAGGAUGGCAGAAUCAUUAUAUUUCAUCAAAUUUAGAGAAAACAUGGAGAGAAGAACUGUUUGCCAGCUCACUCUCUCAGAGAAAGAGGUCGACCAGCUUCGCGAAGCCAUUGAGGAGCUGUUUUACUUUGAAUUCGUCCUGGAUGACAUCCCGAUUUUGGGGUUUGUGGGAUACAUAGAGGAGAGCGGCUUCCUACCUCACAGCCACAAGGUGGGUUUAUGGACUCACCUCGACUUCAACAUAGAGUACAACGGCGACUCUGUGAUUUUUGCCAACGUCUCAGUGAAAGAUGUCAAACCGGUUCCACUGGAGGAGGGGGCAGGGGCAGCAGUUGGUGGGGUUGGAGUGGGUGGAGGCGGCCUUACAGUUACCCACACUUACAGUGUGCGCUGGUUCGAGUCCCCUCUUACUUACGCCAGAAGAGCUGAACGCCUCCGAGACCACUCGUUCUUUCCCAAAACACUGGAGAUCCACUGGCUGUCCAUCAUUAACUCACUGGUACUGGUGGUGCUGCUGCUGGGCUUCGUCAUCAUCAUCCUCAUGCGUGUUCUUAAGAAUGACUUUGCCAGGUACAAUGUGGAGGAGGACGGAGGCUGUGAUGAUCUCGACCAGGGCGACAACGGCUGGAAGAUCAUACACACCGACGUCUUCAGGUUUCCUCCUUACAAAAGCCUGCUGUGCGCCGUGCUGGGAGUGGGGGCUCAGUUUCUUACCCUCGCCACAGGAAUCAUCAUCAUGGCAUUGCUUGGGAUGUUCAACGUGCACAGACACGGUGCCAUCAACUCUGCAGCUAUCGUCCUGUACGCUCUGACCAGCUGUGUGUCAGGCUAUGUGUCAUGCAGCUUCUACACACAGAUCAACGGCCAGCGCUGGGUGUGGAACAUCAUCCUCACAUCAACGCUCUUCUCUGCUCCUCUGUUCCUGACAUGGAGCGUAGUGAACUCCGUCCACUGGUGGAGCGGCUCCACCCAGGCUCUACCAGCCACCACCGUGUUCCUCCUGCUGGGUGCCUGGGUGCUCGUUGGUUUCCCGCUCACCGUCAUCGGGGGUAUUGUGGGAAAAAAUCGAGCUGGCAGCUUCCAGGCGCCGUGCCGAACUCGCAACAUUGCCCGACAGAUCCCCACACAGCCUUGGUACAAGCACACGGCUGUGCACAUGGCAAUCGGCGGCUUUCUGCCGUUCAGUGCCAUCUCAGUGGAGCUGUACUACAUCUUUGCCACCGUUUGGGGCAGAGAGCACUACACCCUCUACGGCAUCCUGCUGUGUGUCUUCGCCAUCCUCCUCUCCGUCGGCGCCUGCAUCUCUGUUGCGCUCACCUACUUCCUCCUGUCGGGUGAGGACUACAGGUGGUGGUGGCGGAGCGUGCUAAGCACCGGCUCCACUGGCAUCUUCAUCUUCGUCUACUCGGUUUUCUACUAUCGAAACCGGUCCUCCAUGAGUGGCUUGGUGCAGAGCACGGAGUUCUUUGGCUACUCUCUGCUCACAGCUAUGGUCUUCUCACUCAUGCUGGGCAGUGUGUCGUUCUGGGCCUCACUGGCAUUUAUUCGCUAUAUCUACCGGAGCCUCAAGAUGGACUAGUCAUGAAAUGUGCAGACGGCUAUAAACAAACAUAUCUUUAUGUUACACAUGGACAAUCUGCAUAUCUUCCUCUUGCUCCAGUCAUACAAAACACAACAAUCACACCUUCUCAUGGGAAAUGGGAGCAGGAAUCAGAGCCUUUGACUCAAUUUGACAGUAGCUGAUUGAGGUAGGGCUGUCAUUUUUGAAAGAAGGGAUAAAUGGCUAUAUGAAGAUAUAUUUGAGUUAUCUGGGAAGUGGGGUGGAAUGUGUAUUUUAAGGAUAAAAUGGGAUGUUUCACUACAAAGGGAUUACUGUGUCCCAUCUUGAGUGAAUGGGUCAAUUGUAUGUUGCUUUUGAAGGCUGAGAAUUCAUUGUAGUUCAGUCUGCGAUUACCUGCAAGACUCCCUACUCUGUGGUCUACCAGGACUUGGCAGGAUCUACACGUCCUAUAUUACACUCCCUUAACUUCAAGAAGAUUGACUGAGUAGUUUUAAUUUAUAAAGCCGAAGCUCAAAAGUAUAACUUGCAGAUAUAUUCCCAAAUACAUUGAAUUGUGGCAGCCUAUUCAGAUGUUAUAAACAUUUUUGCACUGGCCUUGACAAGCACCUCAUGGCCCUGCAGUUAAGAAGCGUAAAGAUGCCUUGUUGAUUGAAUAGCUGUUGAAAAUGCUGGUGAUGGGCACAAUGUUGUCAUUGCAUUCUAUGGUCACCAUGACUGUGAUUUUUGGUUUCUGAUGUAAAUAGUCUUUUCGAUUAAAGCUUUUUAAUAGUAA
Cheilinus undulatus (humphead wrasse) is the source of this 3072-nucleotide messenger RNA. It is a transcript of the gene tm9sf1, whose product is annotated as transmembrane 9 superfamily member 1. The transcript has 9 exons. The coding region runs from base 489 to 2318 and encodes 609 amino acids. NCBI's taxonomy places the organism in Eukaryota, Metazoa, Chordata, Actinopteri, Labriformes, Labridae. The record is from RefSeq and is a predicted model, not a curated record. Gene Ontology annotation, cellular component: membrane. Gene Ontology annotation, biological process: protein localization to membrane.